This is a messenger RNA of Penicillium macrosclerotiorum, 2586 nucleotides long. RefSeq names its product beta-glucosidase. The record is from RefSeq and is a predicted model, not a curated record. Gene Ontology annotation, molecular function: beta-glucosidase activity. Lineage: Eukaryota; Fungi; Ascomycota; Eurotiomycetes; Eurotiales; Aspergillaceae. Bases 1 to 2586 code for a protein of 861 amino acids. The transcript is spliced from 6 exons. Gene Ontology annotation, biological process: glucan catabolic process.
AUGAAGCUCGGGUGGCAAGCGGCCGUGUUGACGGCCGCUUCGGUCGCCAGUGCGUCGGAACUUGCCUACUCUCCCCCUUACUACCCUUCCCCAUGGAUGACCGGCGAGGGCGAGUGGGCCGAGUCCUAUCGGCGCGCGGUUGAGUUCGUCUCCAGCCUCACGCUGGCAGAGAAGGUCAAUCUAACAACUGGUGCUGGAUGGGAGCAAGAACGAUGUGUUGGCGAGACGGGUGGAAUUCCAAGACUCGGAAUGUGGGGCAUGUGCAUGCAGGAUUCGCCGCUGGGUGUUCGAGAUGCGGACUACAACUCGGGCUUCCCAGCCGGUGUCAAUGUCGCGGCUACCUGGGACAAGAGACUGGCCUACCAGCGCGGAGUGGCCAUGGGUGAGGAGCACCGCGACAAGGGUGUGGAUGUUCAAUUGGGUCCGGUUGCUGGUCCGUUGGGUAAAUACCCAGACAGUGGCCGCGUGUGGGAGGGAUUCGCCCCGGAUCCCGUCCUGACGGGUGUGAUGAUGGCGGAGACCAUCAAGGGUAUUCAGGAUGCUGGUGUCAUUGCUUGCGCCAAGCAUUACAUCGGCAACGAGCAGGAGCACUUCCGCCAGGCCGGUGAGGCUCAAGGUUACGGAUACAACAUUACUGAGAGUGUCAGCUCCAACAUUGAUGACAAGACUAUGCACGAACUGUAUCUUUGGCCCUUUGUUGACUCGGUCCGCGCUGGCGUCGGCUCCGUGAUGUGCUCAUACAACCAAAUCAACAACAGCUAUGGUUGCUCCAACAGCUAUACCUUGAACAAGCUGCUCAAGGGCGAGCUCGGCUUCCAGGGCUUCGUCAUGAGUGACUGGGGUGCUCACCACAGCGGUGUGGGUGAUGCGCUGGCCGGUCUUGAUAUGUCCAUGCCUGGCGAUGUCAUCUUGGGCAGCCCCUACUCUUUCUGGGCCACCAACAUGACCGUUUCGGUGCUGAACGGGACCAUCCCUGAAUGGCGCAUUGACGACAUGGCUGUUCGAAUCAUGGCAGCUUAUUACAAGGUUGGCCGGGAUCGUGUCCGCACUCCGCCCAACUUCAGCUCCUGGACUCGUGACGAAUAUGGCUACGAGCACUACAUCGUGAACGAGAACUAUAUCAAACUUAACGAACGGGUCAAUGUCCAGCGUGACCAUGCCAGCAUCACCCGCAAGAUCGGUUCGGACAGCACUGUGCUCUUGAAGAACACCGGCGGACUACCCCUUACUCACCAAGAGCGUCUCGUGGGCAUCCUGGGAGAGGAUGCGGGCUCAAAUGCCUACGGCGCCAACGGUUGCAGUGACCGCGGCUGUGAUAAUGGCACCUUGGCGAUGGGCUGGGGCAGUGGUACUGCCAACUUCCCUUACCUGAUCACUCCCGAACAGGCCAUCCAGGCAGAGGUCCUGAACUAUGGCAAUGGUCAGUCAAAUGUGUUCGCUGUGACUGAUAACUGGGCUCUCGACCAGAUGGCCGAAGUGGCCGCGACCGCAAGUGUUGCUCUAGUCUUCGUGAAUGCCGACUCAGGCGAGGGUUAUAUCAACGUGGAUGGCAACAUGGGCGACCGCAAGAACAUGACCCUCUGGAAGAACGGCGAGGAGGUUAUCAAGACUGCCACUGCGAACUGCAACAAUACCAUCGUCAUCAUGCACACUCCCAGCUCGGUCCUUGUUACUGACUGGUAUGAUAAUCCCAACAUCACUGCCAUCGUUUGGGCUGGUAUGCCCGGCCAGGAGAGCGGCCGCAGCUUGGUUGAUGUUCUGUACGGCCGCAUCAACCCCGGAGGCAAGACUCCCUUCACCUGGGGCAAGACACGCGAAGCCUAUGGUGCUGCUAUCCUGACUGAGCCCAAUAACGGUAACGGUGCACCCCAGGAUAACUUCGACGAGGGUGUCUUCAUUGACUACCGUCGCUUCGACAAGGACGACGAGGAGCCUAUCUUCGAGUUUGGCUUCGGUCUGAGCUAUACCAAGUUUGAAUUCUCCGAUCUCGAGGUCACUGCCUUGAACGCGGAUAAGUACACCCACACCAAGGGCAAGUCCAAGAAGGCCCCUGUUUUGGGCAAGGUCGGCAAGGCCGCGGAUUAUCUGUUCCCCAGUGGUAUCGAUCGGGUGCGCCAGUACCUUUACCCCUGGCUCAACAGCACCAACCUCAAGGAGGCAUCCGGGGAUCCUGAUUAUGGCAUGGACUCCAAGGACUACAUCCCUGAUGGUGCCACUGAUGGCUCGGCCCAGCCUCUGUUGCCUGCUAGUGGUCCUUCUGGUGGCAAUGCCGGUCUAUUUGAGGAUCUGAUUCAGGUCACUGCCACGAUUACCAACACAGGCUCCGUCAUCGGCGACGAGGUUCCUCAGCUUUAUGUCUCUCUCGGCGGCGAGGACGACCCCAAGAAGGUACUCCGCUCCUUUGACCGGGUCACCAUUGCCCCUGGCCAGAAGGUCCAGUGGACGACCACUCUGACCCGUCGCGAUUUGUCCAACUGGGACGUGACCUCUCAGAACUGGGUGGUUACUAGCGCUCAGAAGAAGGUGUAUGUCGGCAACUCCUCCCGCAAGCUGCCACUCUCGGCCGAGCUGCCUACGGUUCAGUAA